Fusarium redolens is the source of this 1569-nucleotide messenger RNA. RefSeq lists its product as uncharacterized. The record is from RefSeq and is a predicted model, not a curated record. Bases 1 to 1569 code for a protein of 522 amino acids. NCBI's taxonomy places the organism in Eukaryota, Fungi, Ascomycota, Sordariomycetes, Hypocreales, Nectriaceae. Gene Ontology annotation, molecular function: GTP binding; GTPase activity; molecular adaptor activity. Gene Ontology annotation, cellular component: septin complex; cytosol; cell division site. Gene Ontology annotation, biological process: cytoskeleton-dependent cytokinesis. The transcript has 2 exons.
AUGAACAACGAGCAGCCUCGCCGUACCAGUUUCGGCAUGUUACUUCGACGCAGCAAAAGUGGCGAUCUGGGCAAAGGCGGUCGUAAGGCGCAGGCCCUUAGGGAGGCUGAGCUUGAACGACAGCGCCAGGCCUCGACGCGCAUUGCUCCUAAGCUGCCCGAAUUCGCCAACCAUUCGGAACAAUUAUCUAAAUCCUUUGGCCCCGAGUUGCGCCCCGAAUCACCAGCCAACGUUCCUCGAUCAGCAGAUUACACUGCUAUUCGGCCUUCAGCAGAAUACUCUCGGGGAUAUGGUGCUGCUGCGCAUGCUGCCGUCCCUGUCCCGCCGUUGCCCAACGGUGGUUUUGAUCCAUAUGCCAGAACAGAAAGCAUGACGAACCGUGGCCGCUACAGCUAUGCUAGUAGUGCUAUUAGCACGGUUAACAGUCCUCGUCGUGUUCGCAGACGAAAGGACCCGACGCCCUUGAACAUUCUAGUCAUUGGUACUCGUAACUCUGGAAAAACCUCCUUUCUCGAGUUUCUCAAAACAGCGCUCGCCCUUCCACCCAAGAAACGAGCCAAGAAAGGUGAUGACGAAGUGCCACAGAAUCGCAACACUCCCUCUGGAAACUUUAUUCCGCACUACCUUGAAACUGAGAUUGACGGGGAGCGUGUUGGCCUCACCAUCUGGGACUCAGAAGGCCUGGAGAAGAAUGUAGUCGACCUCCAACUUAGGGAAAUGUCUGCCUUUCUUGAAAGCAAGUUUGAGGAAACAUUUGCAGAGGAAAUGAAGGUUGUACGCUCUCCUGGUGUACAAGAUACCCACAUCCAUGCGACUUUCCUUGUCCUUGAUCCUUCUCGAUUGGAUCGCAACAUUGCAUCAGCGAGGAACCCAGCUAUCAAUGGUCAGCAUAACGGACAUCUUGGUGCGCGUGUGCUUGGGAGUCUGGAUGAAGACCUUGAUUUGCAGGUUCUGCGUACACUCCAAGGCAAGACUACUGUGAUCCCAGUCAUUGCCAAGGCCGAUACCAUCACCACUAAGCAUAUGAAUGUUCUCAAACGAAGCGUUUGGGACAGCAUCAAGAAAUCGGGCCUAGAUCCCUUGGAAGCACUCGGCCUCGAUGAUGAGGACGAGAGCAGCAUUACUUCCGAAAGGAUUGCCGAGGAAGAUGAGGAGGAAGAUGAGGCCGGACACGAACGUGGUGGUGCUCAAACACCUGAAAGCCAAGAAUUCCCACUGCAGGGCCAUCGAGAAAGCCCAGCGGCCUCGCCAAGCUCCAAGAGACUAUCCACCAGCUCCAUUCGACGACAUAAAGCACAAGAAGAGGCCAAAGAAAAGGAAGACGAGAUCCCUUUCUUGCCACUUUCCAUCAUCAGCCCGGAUCUUUACGAGCCAGGUGUCAUUGGCCGACAGUUCCCGUGGGGUUUUGCUGAUCCUUACAAUGAAGAACACUGUGACUUUCAACGUCUGAAAGAGGCUGUUUUCAGCGAAUGGCGUGCCGAGCUACGUGAAGCUAGUCGGGAACAGUGGUACGAGGGAUGGAGAACGAACCGACUCAAGCAGAGGGAUGUCCCCUAUCGUCAUCGAUGA